Molecule: messenger RNA, 1100 nt
Organism: Boeremia exigua
Lineage: Eukaryota; Fungi; Ascomycota; Dothideomycetes; Pleosporales; Didymellaceae
Exons: 2
Coding region: 222-1064 (280 amino acids)
Source: RefSeq, a predicted model, not a curated record
GCCCUGGCCUGCAACCUUGGAAGGCAACACCCGGAUUGCAAGCUCCUAUCUUUGUACAGGCACACGUUUGGUUAUCUAGCCAGGAGCUGCCCAACUCCUUCCGCUCCGAGAUAUCUUGCCCUUUUUUCAGACUGAACUCGCGUUCUUUCCAUUGCAAAUCACCCUUGUUGAUCUUUACAAUUGGCGCAUCUCGCACAAAGAGAGUUACAUUGCCUUUGUAAAUGGCGCCAGUAAAGGAUAAGAGAUUCCUGCCUGAGAUAUGGGCUUUGUUCUCUAUCGGCGUAUUGUGGGUCGUGAUGCGCUUCGCAGUGCGAAUCCGGACGGUCGGCAUCCGUGGCCUGCAGAUCGACGACGGAUUUGCCUUUAUAGCGGUCGUAUGCUGGGCUAUCAUCAUCAUGGGCAUACACAUCACGUAUUUCACUGGCACGAACGUGGAUUUUUCGGCAACAGAAGUGUGGGGCUUGAAUGAAGAUCAGAUUGAGCAGGCAUCAUUUGGGUCAAAACUAUACAUCAUCACGUUGUACGCGUACAUUUCGAUGAUAUUCAGCCUCAAAGCAGUCGUCAUCAUCCUUUAUCGGCGGCUAGCCUUCGGAAAUUGGCAAAAGUUAUUGCUGAACUUCACAGUAGCGGUAUGUGCUAUUGGAUGGAUAUCCACGACUCUGAUGCUGAGUCUCAUGUGUCUUCCCUUCAAGAGAAGAUUUAUCGUCCGACCACUCCCAGACGACACGUGCACGGCAUCUUCGACCUUCUUCAUUGCUAUCAGCUGCUUCAACGCAUCCACAGAUGCGCUUUUAUUGACUGUACCACUUCCGAUGCUUUGGACGUUGCGAAUACCGCUCCUUCGACGAAUUGGAGUAUUUCUAUUGCUCGCGUCCGGCAUCUUUGUCAUGGCGGCGUGCAUCAUCCGUGUCACGUUGACAGUUGUGCCAAACAUCACGAUCCGCAUCAUCGCUCGUUGGGGCGCUCGAGAGCUAGCCAUUGCUCUUGUCGCUGUCAACACCGCUAGCCUGCGUCCGAGUAAGUGCAUAUUGGGGCUAAACUUCGAUCUUGAUAUCAGCACCUGACAUAUGUUCUCAGUGUUCCGCGCCUCUUUUUGGUUA